AGUUAGAGGUGGAGUUCUUUUUUCUUGCCAGGGAUAAAAGUUUUGAAGCAACAGAGAGCUCUUCCAGAGGGAAGCUGACACCGAUACUACACUGACAAUAACUCUAUCCAGUCAGCCACGAUAUAUUGCACUCAAUGCAGCAGUAGCUGAAGUUUUUUUUCUCUUUGAGGCAACACAAGGUAUUUGCACAUAUUUUAAUUUGGCCUCCUUAUUGGUAUUUUUUUUAUACCACUUCUAUGCACAUUACCGUGACAGUAUUAAUGUUUUUUUUAUUCAUUUGUGACUGAAUUUCUUCAGUGACAAUACACUAAAGGCUGAGAAGUAACAAGCAGAGUGGACUAGAACACAACAGAGGCCAGUAAAAUGCAGGAUUACGAGGCAUCCAUCUCGUUUCUGGGGACGUGGGGCCGGUUUCAGAUGAAAGUCUUCUUCUUGCUGUGUGUCACCUGUCUUCCUGCCGGGUACAACAUCCUGUCUGUCAUCUUUCUGCUGGCUAGCCCCCCACACCAGUGUUACAUCCCAGCGCACAGGAACCUGAGCCAGGACUGGAUGCAGGCCAGCAUCCCACUGCAGGUGGCCGGGCAGCUGGAAAGAAGCAGUUGUAGCCGGUAUGAGCUGGACCUGGUGCAAAACCUGUCUGAGCUGGGAAUCAGACCCAACCUAGGCCAGAUCUACAACUAUUCUGCACUCGGAGCAAGUGCAGGGGUCAUGCUGUCCAGCCUGAAGCAGGAGGAGUGCAAAGAUGGAUGGAUCUACAGCACAGAGCACUACGAGUCGACUGUAGUCACUGAGUUUAACCUUGUGUGUGGCAACCGGUGGAAACAGCCACUGACCUCUCUCAUCUACUUUCUGGGAGGACUUUGUGGCUGUUUCCUCUCUGGACAGAUAUCUGACCGUUUUGGCAGGAAGCCUGUUCUCUUUGGUGCGAUUGCCACACUUAGUAUCUUCAGCCUUGCUUUGAAAUUUGCUCAGUCCUGGACCGUCUUUACUGUGCUCUUCUUCAUGGUUGGCAUGGGUCAGCUCACCAGCUACAUAGUUCUGUUUGUACUGGGUUCAGAGAUCCUUGUUGGCUCAUCUAGAGUUCUCUACUCCAGCAUGUGUUUACCUUUCAUGUAUGUAUUUGGUAUGAUGCUGCUUCCUGCUACUGCCUACUUGGUCAGGAACUGGAAACACCUGUCGCUGUUAAUGGCCAUGCCUGGGCUGGCCAGCCUCCCCCUCUGGUGGCUGAUUCCAGAGUCUCCUCGCUGGCUAGUGUCUAAAGGCCGUUUGCAGGAAGCAGAACUCUUGUUAAAGUCAGCGGCUCUGGAGAACGGUGUGGAAGCUCCUCCUGUUAUCUUCCUCUCUGCAAAUGUUCAACAGUCUGAUAGCAAGAAGGGUGAAACCCUCAAUUUCCUGGACCUCCUAAAGACCAAAAGCAUUCGAAGUGUAACACUCAUACUUUGGUUUCUCUGGCUUUCUACGAAUGUGACCUACUUUGGAUUGUCAUUCAAUAUGUCUACCCUCUAUGGCAACCCCUUCCUGAAUUACUUCUUGCUGUCAGCCGUUGAGCUACCAGCAUACACUGUCAGCUCGCUAAGUGCAUGCAGGCUUUCCCGCCGCCUGUCUUUUAUCAGCUUCUCCCUGCUGGGGGCGCUAGCACUCUUCCUCAUCCAGGUCACUCUGCACAGCCAUCCAGCUCUCACCCUGUUCCUGGUGCUGCUGGGUAAAUUUGGCGUUCUGGUUGGCACGGGCAUUUUGUAUAUGUUCACUGGAGAGCUCUCUCCCACAGUCAUCAGAAAUACAGUGAUGUCAUCCUGUGCCAUGCUCUCCAGAGUGGGGUCCUCUGUUUCCCCAUACCUACUGCAGCUGGCUGUGUUCUACGAGUUCCUGCCGUGGAUGCUUGUGGGUUCUCUGUCACUUGUCAGUGUCGUGCUCUGCUUUUUUCUUCCGGAGACCUUCAGAGAGCCGCUUCCCGACACCAUCGAUCAGAUGCAAGCAAUUCAGAGAUUCAGGUGGCCGUGUGCCUUCAAGCCACCCCAGAAGGAUGACAUGAAAUCAGCUAAAGACCAAACUUCUCUGCCUGAGAUCAUCUGUUCAACGCGCUUUUAAGACUUCGGACACAGAAAUGGAUGAAGCUGCCUUCACCAACGCUACCACCAACACCAGAAUGUGAAACAUUAGACCUUAGUCCACUCUGACAGGAUAGUUGUGCUGUUUUCUGUCUCCAUCAUCUUCAAAGACUGUGAGAGAAACCGUAGAACUUCCAGCGAUACAACAGCUUCUCUUUCCACAUUACAGAUGAGAACAAGGGGAGCUAAUACACAAUGAGUGUAUUUUUUUUUUUACCUUUUAAAAGCAAAGGGGGGUAAAAAGUGAUCUGUUUACCACGAUGAAGGUCAAGUUUAGUGUUUUUCCUCCAUCGUUUGAAACACCUGUGCCUUUGAGAUAAACAUUAUUGUCAGUCAUAUGAACAUGAAUGUGUUUAAGAAAUAAAGAUCACAAAAUAUACAUUUCAGAUGAAGA
Messenger RNA from Oreochromis niloticus (Nile tilapia), 2502 nucleotides. Its product is annotated as solute carrier family 22 member 4. The coding region runs from base 364 to 2088 and encodes 574 amino acids. Gene Ontology annotation, molecular function: transmembrane transporter activity. Gene Ontology annotation, cellular component: membrane. The transcript has 11 exons. NCBI's taxonomy places the organism in Eukaryota, Metazoa, Chordata, Actinopteri, Cichliformes, Cichlidae. Gene Ontology annotation, biological process: transmembrane transport. The record is from RefSeq and is a predicted model, not a curated record.